AUGGAAGGAGACUUGACCUGGAACUUUAUUGAUACUCUACUUUGGACCGUCGUUGAAUCAUUUGGGUAAGUUGAACGCCCUUUAUCCACCCUCAGUCCUCUUUGACCGUAUGAUAGUGGUAUUAUAUGCGCCUGUCUUCCGAUGCUUCGUCCUCUAUUUAUAAAACCAUCGAGCAGACCAACCUCAUCUGCGAGAAGUUCCAAAGAUUCCAGGUUUAGUGGUCCACGAUCGCCCUUUCGAGCGGAACAUGCGGACGGUCCUUCGAGGACGGGUAGUUUUAGUACUGUAGGGAAGGCACAGGGGCAGGGGAGUUGGACUCCUAGGACUACAGCUUACGAGAUGGAGGGGGAUAUACCGCUUGAUGGUCCCCGGGAUGUUGUAAUGAAUGUCGGAAUGGAACCUAAAGAGAGUGAGAGAUAA
Molecule: messenger RNA, 420 nt
Organism: Hymenoscyphus albidus
Lineage: Eukaryota; Fungi; Ascomycota; Leotiomycetes; Helotiales; Helotiaceae
Source: the annotation of a GenBank genome assembly